AUGUUUGAAGAUAUUCUUUCGGCAACGAUUCGCGGGGCGACACCGCUCCUACUUGCAGCUUUAGGUGAGGUAGUCUCCCAACGUGCCGGUGUGCUUAACAUCGGUAUUGAAGGGAUGAUGCUCAUCGGCGCAUUCUUUGGGAUGGUAGGUUCCUUUUACAUGGCAGAAUUCGCGGUGUUCGCACCGUGGUUCGGGCUUUUAAUGGCAGGUCUCAGCGGUCUUAUUGCUGCCGCGCUCUUUGCGUUGUUUGCCAUCAGGUUCCGUGGCGAUCAAGUUAUCAUCGGCACAGCGAUGACGCUUUUGGCAUUAGGUUUGACGGAGGUCAUCUAUCAACGGCUCUUCGGCGUAACCGGAAUCGCACAAGGCGUGCCAGCGUUCCCGCAAAUCGACAUUCCACUGCUCUCAAAAAUCCCUUACGUGGGACGAUCCCUGUUUUCACACAAUAUUCUCGUCUACAUCACGUUUCUCCUAUUGCCUUGUGUCUAUUUUUUCCUCUACCACACACAACUGGGGCUCAGGAUACGUGCUUGUGGCGAGCAUCCGAAGGCGAUCGCCACUACUGGCUCUAAUGUGCUCCGUUUGAGAACGUUUUGUCUGCUAUUCGCCGGUGCGAUGGCGGGUAUGGCAGGUGCAUAUCUUUCCAUUGCCGAUGUCCCCUACUUUACACCCGGGAUGACAGUCGGACGCGGGUUCAUCGCUCUGGCGAUCGUUAUCUUUGGAAAAUGGCAUCCUGUGAAAGCAUGUGGUGCUGCACUACUCUUCGGACUCGGUUCAGCACUCGAUGCGCGGUUCCAAGCACUGGGAUGGGGCAUCCCUUACCAGUUGUGGUUGAUGUUGCCUUAUGUCCUCUGCUUAGCGGUCAUGGCAGGAUUUGUUGGACGCGCUGAGGCACCCCUCGCGUUAGGAAAACCCUACGGAGAGUCAGAAUAG
Geodia barretti is the source of this 930-nucleotide messenger RNA. NCBI's taxonomy places the organism in Eukaryota, Metazoa, Porifera, Demospongiae, Tetractinellida, Geodiidae. The record is from the annotation of a GenBank genome assembly.